ACUAAUUCUGUUUUGUGUUUUCAAAUUAAAUUCCACAUUUUAUACGAUUGAGAUAGUAGGCCUAUGUGGUAAUUUUGUGUAGUUUCUCACCACCUUGGUUUUUAUUUCUCCCACAUGACUUGAACGCACCACAGUAUCUUUAGCAUGAACUCCCCAUCGUCUCUUCAUAUCCCACAAUCCUGUUCGGUGUGUCUUCGCUGCUGUUAGAGAUCAGCUGAGCGUCGCUGCAGUGAGUCCAGCGGCUCGGGUCCGCUCGGUGUUUCUCUGCUCGGGCCCGGACAUCUUUUAAAAAACACUGAUCGACCGGAGACGGGGAUUUUUAUUUUACCCGCCGCAAGAAUGUGACUCUUUCAUGUAUCCGGUUUUUGGUUUUUAACUCCGUAAAAUGGUCCGCUGAUCGAGUAGAGGAAUUGAUCACGUUUUUUAUUUAUUUAUUAGUAUUUCGUUCCUCAUCUGUCCCCUCAGUGCGGAAAACACCUGGACCGGUCUCAGGGAAACCGUGCGGGGUUAGGAGGAGAUUCCAGGGUUUUUACAAUAUAUAAUAUGUCCAGGCGAAAACAGAACAAUCCCUUCAAAGUUGACUGGCCAUUUCACACUUUAGGCCUCACAGGACUUCAGCACACUAUUAACAUGGACGGCAGGGACGAAUUCACCGAAGGCAGUGAAUGCUGCAGCAACAAUUCCCAGGAAGUACAAGAGCAGGAUAGCAUCUCAGAAGACAGCGAUAGUGACCUUGACAACCACGGUGAAGACUCGUCCUCCAACACCUCCGCUGACGACCACAUGUCCACCAAGAGAACGCAGUGCCGCCUUCAAGGAGCGGGGGUCAAAGAGGAGAGCGAGGAAGGGGGAGACAACUGCAUCAACUUUGUGUGUCCGCUCUGCUCGCUGGACUUCAGCAGCCCUGAGAAGCUCAUCUCCCAUGUCUACCAGCACACCAGUAUGAUGAGCAGCAGUAAGAGCUACGUGUGCCCGGUGUGUGGGCGCGCCCUGAGUUCGCCUGGCUCGCUCGGGCGCCAUCUUCUCAUCCACUCCGAGGACCGCCUGUCCAACUGCGCUGUCUGCGGGGCGCGCUUCACAGACACCAACAACUUUGACAGGGAGAAGCUGAAAGAUGUCAUCGACACCUCCAGGAUGGAUCUGAUGGACGGGCGGGACACGUGCUCCAUGUCCCUCUCCAGCAGCCCCAUGAACAGCCCGGACCACGCAGCAGGGCCCAGCCCCAGCUCCUGUCAGGGCCCCCCCCCAUGUCAGGCCCCUGACCCCAACAUGUGUCAAGCCCAUCACACCUGCCAGGCUCCAGACCACCACCCCAGCCAGUGCCACGGCCCCCGGCAGUGUCAGGGCCUGGGACCCUGCGUGGGCUCUGACCAAGGACCCUCCUUUCCCUCUCUGCCCGACAGCCUCCUCUCUGACGGGCCCUCACUGGGGUCCAUCCCCGACGCUCUGAACUCCUCCCCCCCAGGCUUCCCUCCCAUCUCAGACAUCCUGAGCCCCAUGCCGGUGUAUCCCGCCGGAGUUCUUCUGGUGUGCAACAGCUGCAUCGCCUACCAGCAGCUGAUGGAGGCUCAGUCUCCCAUGCGAAAAUGGGCCCUGCGUAGGAAGAACGAGCCCGUGGAGGCCCGCAUGUAUCGACUGGAGCGCGAGCGCACGGCGAAGAAGAACAAGCGGGCGUGCGAGUCGGAGGACGAGAGGGAAGUCAGGAGGCUGCGGGACCGCGAGGCCAAGCGCAUGCAGAGGAUGCAGGAGUCCGAGGACCAGCGGUCGCGCAGGCUGCAAAGAGACAGGGAGGCCAUGCGCAUGAAAAGAGCCAAUGAGACGCCGGAGAAGAGGCAGGCCAGGCUGAUCCGAGAGAGGGAGGCCAAGAGGAUCAAGAGGCGGCUGGAGAAGAUUGACCCCGCCCUGAGGACACAGAUCGAGCACGACCCAGCGGCCAUGGCUGCCCUCACAGCAGACAUGAGUCUCUUCCAGUUCCCCUGCCCCAUGCCGGUCCCUUCCAUGGAUAACGGUCUGUUCAUGAAGAUGCCCUAAUGGCGGAAAAACAUCGGGCCUCUAGCAGCGACUAUAGCCGCUUUCACACCAAGUACUUAGCUGGUACUUGUCCCUGGUACUUGUUCCCACCGAACUCUUUAGUCGCUCGAACUGUCCUAGUAGAUCGCGUUCUCACCGGAAUAAGUCCCUGAGGGAGGAUUAGGCAAAUGAAGCCGCUGACGUCACUUCUUCUUCUUCUGCUUUGGGUUCACAAAACUUUUACGGGGUUGUUUUGCAAUUCGCCCAGCCAAUCAGAAAUUGUUAGUGUGGCCGACACACCCACGAACCAUUUCCUCCUCAGGAAAGUACUACCUCUCUAGCAGGGACUAUCUGGGGGUUCAAAGGUUUGCGUGAACUAGGGACUAGUUCCAGACCUUUUUGGUGUUAAACCAAAUCUCCCCCCCUAUCGGCCUAGUUCGGGGGGAAAAGUACUCCGGUGUGAAAGCGCCUAUUAACUCUGCCCUUUGGUCACAGUGAACCAUUCCUCGCUGGUUUACCUCCAGCUUCUUCUGUGUCGCACAGACUAACUGCUUUGUUGAAUACAGCAAAAACGUUUUCAAUUUCUAAUUUAUUACAGUAUAGAAAGCCUUGGGAACAGGGUUGAGAAUGUUUCAUAUUGUAUGGAUGAGAGCAUGUUGUAAAGAGAUUUAUCUGUUGGUCAGAGGGCUAACAUGUUAACAUAGUUCAUUCUAGUAGGAGCAGUUAUACUUCCUUUGAUGGGGAAAAAAUUGUCUUUUUGCACAUGGACCCUCAGUGACAGGAGUGGGGACUUUGUAGCCGCAGGCAGCCCCCCCCCCCCCCCCCCCCCCUCGUAUACCAGCCCAGUGACUUGGGUUUACUGGUAGCUACACCUCUCUCUCUUUCCAAGCUGCCGCCCUGGGAAAUUCAUAUUCAGUCAAACUCUUCUACCUCAGCUGUCUCGUGGCUUACUGCGCUCCACCUCCAAGCUUCCAAAGCUCUUCAUGUACUGGACAGAGGGUCUGGGAUAUUUCCCACGAUAACAGUGUUUCGUUGAUCACUCAGGCAAUUUAAUAGGACACAAACAUUCACUGGAGCAACUGAUUUAAAAUCACAGCAGUUCCACAUUUCCUAGGUUUGAUAGAAAUGCUACUUCACAGGAAAUUGAAUGUUUUGUCCUAUUGAACACGCCGAGUGUGGAGCAUCAUUCCCCCUCGCCUCCUGAGUCGUACAACUUGAUGCAUUUGUCUCUUUACAUUUGCAAAUAUUUUUCCCUACGUCGUUACACUCCAAAUAUUAUGCCAAUGUCAUUUCUUUUUUUUACCUUUUCUGUUACAAAGCUUUUCCAAGGCUCAUAAAACUUCUGUCUGUGCUGCUGUUAUUGUACUGUACAAUACAUUAGUUACCUCUUAUAUAUUUCCACAUUAAGGAAUAAUGUGCUAAAAAGUUCCAUCUAGUGUUCACAAUGUUCAUAAAAUGAUACUUUACUUGAAUUCUGCCCACAAGUACACAUUGGUUUUCCUCAUGCGUAAAUAACAACAUCAAAUGUGUAAUUAUUUACAGGAUCAUACACAAAUAAUGCCUCCUCUGCAUGUGAUGUUUUACCUCCAGUAAACGUGAGCUGUACCACUGGGGUUAUUUUAUAUCCUCCAUCAGCUAAAUUGAUGGAAGCUAUUUAUUGAUUCAUAUAAGGAACAGAUUUUAAACUUGUGUACCUGUUUUUUAUAUUUUGAUCCCGACCAUUACUGAGCACUGGGGCUAAUCUCAUGAUACAUACAGCCCAUACUGGGAGAGAGAUUUUUAUUACUUCAUUAACCUCAUUCCAGCACAUAUUUAUGCAAUAUGAUGUGAAUAUAUUUUUAUUGUGAAAAUGUUUUGGGUUAUUUUGUUACUGUCAGUGGUAUAAAAUGUUUUAAUUAGAGGCCAUGUCUGGAUAUUACUUGUUUAAUUUCCUGCCUGUAAGGUUACCUCCAGUUUUCUGAACUUCACCAGAUGUAAACAUUUACAAUAAGCAGUUUCUGAAAUAUUCUCCAAAGAAUAUCAGAGACACGGUUCUGUUUGAGUCACUCCUAGACAAGAGUCCAUCUACCUGGCUGUUUGUCACAGCAAAUUUAACAAAGAGGUAAAAAAGAAUACGGGAUAUUCUUUGGUUUUAUCCUCAGAGGCUUUCCUAGGAGUGCAUCAAACCUCUAUGCAACAGAUGUGUUAUUUAUUCCAAGGGAGAUUAAUCCAUUUUUCACUGAAACUAUGCAGAAUGUGACUUCAAUGUAAAGAGUUUAGCUUCUCAGGCAAUGAACUCAGUGAGGGCUCUGAACCUCGAGAUGACACCCUGGUCCAUAAGAAUCAUUUAUAGAUCUAUCUUACGAUGUGAUAGCAACAUUUUUUGGCAGGUUUGUGACUUUUCUAGAGACACUUUGUCUCUGGAUAUGUGUUUUCUCUUCCUACUUCAGCACAUGAAAGCAACAGGGUCUCACUGCCAUCCGAUUCAUGACAUACCGAGGCUUCAGGUGUCAUUAUUUCUCUCUUCUCUCACACUAUGAAUACUGGGUAUUCUCAGAGGUUGCUCUUUCAAAUUGCUGUGAUCCCCUUUGUCCUGCAGUGGGGGUGACAGAAAACGGUGGCGCCUGUGGUCUGACAUAUUAUUGCAGAGGAAGUACUCUGAAGUGGUGCUGGUGUUUUAUGAGCAGCUCUCUCAGAAUGGAUUAGGUAAGCACUGCAUGUCGUGAAACUGCACUUGUCCUAGAAUGGUUCGAUAUGAGCUUGUGUUCUACUGUUAGUUUAUGCCUGCCUGUUUUUUAGUUUAUUCAAAAGAAAAAUGUUGUCAAAAAAAAGAAAAUGUUGGCCUUUCUAUAUUAAUUCUAUCAGGAUUUCCUCUCAAUGUCCAUGUUUACAAAACAAAUGUCUGAACAAAGGCCAAAUGAAUGAGCUAACUGCUAAUGGGAACAUUCAUGCUUGCUGCGAUAUCAAUGCAUUCUGACUGGAUGCCAUCCUGUUACUGGAGUAACAGAUGUACAGAUCAUGAUGAAACCUGGUGAAGAAUGUGGAAAUAAACAUUAACUUUACUAUAAUGGUA
Molecule: messenger RNA, 5062 nt
Organism: Gymnodraco acuticeps
Lineage: Eukaryota; Metazoa; Chordata; Actinopteri; Perciformes; Bathydraconidae
Product: zinc finger protein 821
Source: RefSeq, a predicted model, not a curated record